This is a messenger RNA of Mauremys reevesii (Reeves's turtle), 7857 nucleotides long. It is a transcript of the gene TRPM7, whose product is annotated as transient receptor potential cation channel subfamily M member 7. The record is from RefSeq and is a predicted model, not a curated record. Gene Ontology annotation, molecular function: calcium channel activity; ATP binding; protein serine/threonine kinase activity. NCBI's taxonomy places the organism in Eukaryota, Metazoa, Chordata, Testudines, Geoemydidae. Gene Ontology annotation, cellular component: membrane. Bases 395 to 6490 code for a protein of 2031 amino acids. The transcript is spliced from 40 exons. Gene Ontology annotation, biological process: monoatomic cation transmembrane transport; calcium ion transport; monoatomic cation homeostasis.
ACCAGCAGCAGCUCUGGCGCAGAGAGGGAGGGAAGCCGGCGUCUCCCCCCCCGUGCGUCUCCCUCCGCCCCGGGGGCGGUGCGCGCUGACGCGGCGGCGCUGCUGCCCUCGGCCUAGGGGAGUCGCACAAUUAUGAGAAGGAGCCGCCGGGCCAAGACCGCCACCGCCGCCAGCGUUGGGUCCCGGAGCAGAGCCGAGCUCGAGCCGCCCCGCUCUCCUCGUCGUCCCUGGAGCGCUGUCCUCUCCCGGCCCCUCCCUGCCCAGCGCCCCGCAGCCGCCGAGCUCAGCCCCGAUAGAUGGAGACAGGCCCCGCCACCGCCGAAGCACGAGCAGGAGCAGCCCGGCCCGAGGAGAGCCACAGCCGGCGCCGAGACCCAGCCCGACCCUGAGGAGAAUGUCCCAGAAAUCCUGGAUAGAAAACACUUUCACCAAGAGGGAAUGUGUAUAUAUUAUACCAAGUUCAAAGGACCCUCACAGAUGCCUUCCAGGAUGUCAGAUUUGUCAACAACUUGUCAGGUGCUGCUGUGGUCGCUUGGUCAGGCAACAUGCUUGCUUUACUGCAAGUCUUGCCAUGAAAUAUACAGAUGUCAAACUGGGUGAAAAUUUUAAUCAAGAAAUAGAAGACUGGUCAGUGGAAAAACACACAGAACAGAGUUCAACUGAUGCUUAUGGUGUCAUUAACUUUCAAGGUGGCUCUCAUUCGUGCAGAGCAAAGUAUGUGCGAUUGUCAUAUGACACUAAGCCUGAAGCCAUUCUACAACUUCUUCUUAAAGAAUGGCAAAUGGAGCUGCCCAGACUUGUUAUCUCUGUACAUGGGGGGAUGCAGAAAUUUGAACUUCAUCCACGCAUUAAACAAUUGCUUGGCAAAGGUCUUAUUAAAGCUGCCGUAACAACAGGUGCCUGGAUUAUAACUGGAGGAGUGAACACAGGUGUUGCAAAACAUGUUGGUGAUGCCCUGAGAGAACAUGCUUCCAGAUCAUCUCGAAAGAUUUGCACUAUUGGGAUAGCUCCAUGGGGAGUGAUUGAAAACAGAAAUGACCUUGUUGGAAGAGAUGUUGUUGCUCCAUAUCAAACUCUGUUAAACCCUCUAAGUAAACUAAAUGUCCUAAAUAAUCUCCAUUCCCAUUUCAUACUGGUGGAUGAUGGAACAGUUGGAAAGUAUGGAGCAGAAGUUAACUUGCGAAGAGAACUGGAAAAAACUAUCAAUUUGCAGCGGAUCCAUGCAAGAAUUGGCCAGGGUGUCCCUGUGGUAGCACUGAUAUUUGAAGGUGGUCCCAAUGUUAUCCUCACAGUUUUGGAAUACCUUCAAGAAAGUCCUCCUGUGCCAGUAGUAGUAUGUGAGGGAACUGGGAGAGCAGCAGACAUACUGGCAUAUGUUCAUAAGCAAACAGAAGAGGGAGGAAAUAUUCCUGAUGGAGCAGAACCUGAAAUCAUUUCAACCAUCAAAAAAACAUUUAACUUCGGUCAGAGUGAAGCAGUUCAUCUGUUUCAGACGUUGUUGGAAUGCAUGAAAAAAAAAGAACUUAUUACCGUAUUCCAUAUUGGGUCAGAUGAACAUCAAGAUAUUGAUGUUGCAAUACUUACAGCACUGCUAAAAGGUACAAAUGCUUCUGCAUUUGACCAGCUUGUCCUUACACUGGCGUGGGACCGAGUUGAUAUUGCCAAAAAUCAUGUUUUUGUUUAUGGACAACAGUGGCUGGUUGGAUCCCUGGAACAGGCUAUGUUAGAUGCCCUUGUGAUGGAUCGAGUUGCAUUUGUGAAACUUCUUAUUGAAAAUGGAGUAAGCAUGCACAAGUUCCUUACAAUUCCCAGGCUGGAAGAGCUUUACAACACAAAACAAGGCCCAACUAACCCAACACUCUUUCACCUUGUUCGGGAUGUCAAACAGGGAAACCUUCCUCCAGGAUAUAAAAUCAACCUGAUUGAUGUAGGGCUUGUUAUUGAAUAUUUGAUGGGAGGAACCUACAGAUGCACCUAUACGCGAAAACGCUUUAGAGUCAUAUACAACAGUCUCAGUGGAAACAGUCGGCGGUCUGGGCGUAAUCCUUCAAAUAAUACUCCUCAACUGCGUAAAAGCCAUGAGCCUUUUGGGAACAGGGCAGAUAAAAAAGAGAAAAUGCGACAUAAUCAUUUCAUCAAAACUGCACAGCCUUACAAACCAAAGAUUGAUACAAGUGCAGAAGAAGGAAAAAAGAAAAGAACCAAAGAUGAAGUCGUGGACAUUGAUGAUCCUGAAACUAGACGCUUUCCUUAUCCUCUUAAUGAACUCUUACUUUGGGCAGUGUUAAUGAAAAGACAGAAAAUGGCCCUUUUCUUCUGGCAGCAUGGUGAAGAGUCCAUGGCUAAAGCCUUAGUUGCCUGCAAGGUGUAUCGUUCAAUGGCACAUGAGGCAAAACAAAGUGACCUUGUUGAUGAUACCUCAGAAGAACUGAAACAGUACUCCAAUGAGUUUGGACAACUCGCAGUUGAACUACUAGAACAGUCCUUCCGACAAGAUGAAACCAUGGCUAUGAAGUUAUUAACGUAUGAGCUGAAGAACUGGAGUAAUUCAACCUGUCUUAAGCUAGCAGUGUCUUCAAGACUCCGCCCAUUCGUAGCUCAUACGUGUACACAGAUGUUGUUGUCUGAUAUGUGGAUGGGAAGACUAAACAUGAGGAAGAAUUCAUGGUACAAGGUGAUACUGAGCAUCUUACUACCCCCUACCAUACUAAUGCUGGAAUAUAAAACCAAGGCAGAAAUGUCCCAUAUUCCACAAUCUCAAGAUGCACACCAGAUGACAAUGGAAGACAGUGAAAACAACUUCCGGAAUACAGCAGAAGAGAUACCCAUGGAAGUAUUUAAAGAAGUAAGGGUCUUGGAUAGUACUGAAGGAAAACAUGACAUGGAGAUGCCAACAAAACCUAAGCGACUUCCAAUUACACGAAAGUUUUAUGCAUUCUAUCAUGCGCCAAUUGUGAAGUUCUGGUUCAAUACGUUGGCAUACUUAGGAUUUCUGAUGCUUUACACAUUUGUAGUCCUUGUAAAAAUGGAAGAAAUACCAUCAGUUCAAGAAUGGAUUGUUAUAGCUUAUAUUUUUACGUCAGCUAUUGAGAAGAUUCGUGAGAUCUUUAUGUCAGAGGCUGGGAAAAUUAAUCAGAAGAUUAAAGUGUGGUUCAGUGAUUACUUCAAUAUCAGUGAUACAAUUGCCAUUGUUACUUUCUUCAUUGGGUUUGCACUAAGAUUUGGAGCAAUAGGGAACUUUGGUGACAAAACUCACAAAGAAAAUUAUGUUUUUGUUGCUGGAAGAAUAACAUACUGUCUAAAUAUUAUAUUUUGGUAUGUGAGAUUACUGGAUAUUCUAGCUGUAAAUCAACAGGCUGGCCCUUAUGUCAUGAUGAUUGGCAAAAUGGUGGCCAACAUGUUCUACAUUGUAGUGAUUAUGGCACUCGUACUGCUUAGUUUUGGUGUUCCCAGGAAGGCAAUACUCCAUCCUAAUGAAGCACCAUCUUGGACUCUUGCUAGAGAUAUUGUGUUUCAUCCAUACUGGAUGAUUUUUGGUGAAGUUUAUGCAUAUGAAAUUGAUGCAUGUGCAAAUGAUUCAACAGUUCGCGAACUCUGUGGACCUGGAACAUGGCUGACCCCAUUUCUUCAAGCUGUCUACCUCUUUGUACAGUACAUUAUUAUGGUUAAUCUCCUUAUUGCAUUUUUCAACAAUGUGUAUUUACAAGUAAAGGCAAUUUCAAACAUUGUAUGGAAGUAUCAGCGCUAUCAUUUCAUUAUGGCCUACCAUGAAAAACCUGUCCUGCCUCCACCUCUUAUUAUUCUUAGUCAUAUGGCUUCCUUAUGUUGUUGUAUAUGUAAAAGAAGAAAGAAAGACAAGACUUCAGAUGGACCAAAACUCUUCCUAACAGAAGAAGACCAAAAGAAACUUCAUGACUUUGAAGAGUUGUGUGUUGAGAUGUAUUUCAAUGAAAAAGAUGAUAAAUUCCACUCUGGAAGUGAAGAGAGAAUUCGAGUCACAUUUGAACGGGUUGAACAAAUGUGCAUUCAGAUAAAAGAAGUUGGUGAUCGAGUCAACUACAUCAAACGGUCAUUGAACUCUUUAGAUUCUCAGAUUGGCCACCUACAGGAUCUCUCUGCUCUCACUGUGGAUACUCUAAAAACACUAACUGCACAAAAAGCUUCAGAAGCCAGCAAAGUCCAUAAUGAAAUUACCCGGGAGUUAAGCAUUUCAAAACAUUUGGCACAAAACCUUAUUGAUGAUGGUUCUCUGAGAUCUUCAGUAUGGAAAAAACACAACAUUGGAAAUGUGUUUGGUUCUUCUUUUCCACAAGGAGACCUCGAGAGUAGUAAUGCUUUAUUAUGUAACAUUUCUAUGCACAGUGAAAGAGAUAUUCAACAUAAGACAAUUGGUCAGGAUUUAGCUCCAGUUUCCAGGGGGGAAGAACUAAACUUUCAAGAGGCAGGUUCCUCAGGCAGUGCCUUUUUUCCAAGUGCUGUUUCUCCUCCAGAACUUCGACAAAGAUUACAGGGUUCAGAGAUCUCAAAAUCCAUUAAUAAAAAUAAAAAAUUAGGCAAUUCAUCGAACAGCAUGCCACGUCUAACAUCCCCAACAGCUAAAUUAUUUGUUAGCACUCCAUCUCAGCCGAGUUGCAGAAGUCAGUUGGAAUCUACAGCAAACAAUGAAGCAGCAAUUUUAUCUAAGGCUACAGAAGGAGAUAGUAACGUAGAAUUUGGUGCAUUUGUGGGUAAGUAUAACAAAGUAGAUUGUGAAGUCAUUAGUAGCUGCUCUUAUCCUCUUGCUUCUGGCUCUGCUUGCCUUGCUUUCACCCAGCCUUGUGUUGAAAGUGGUGGAUACGUUAAUUGUGGUUUUAUUCAUGAUGAAGAUGACACUAAUGAUUACAACUGCAGAAGCAGAGUUGAUACAUAUGAUGAGCAGUCCUCUGAGAACAGUAUCCAAAAGAAGCUACCUCUGUCAUCCAGCAACCAAGCAUCAACAGUAAACUGUGACCCAAGUGUUGGUUCACAUGAAAAAUUGAACGUUAAAGAUGAAGUUUCUAAAAGCCAGCAUGUUCAAGCAAUGGAACCACCAAAUAGAGAUUUAAGUUCUAACAUCAUUACAGGACUACGUCAAAAACUGUGGACCAAAUCGAAACCACAAGGUCACAGAGACAGCAUGGAGUUACCACAAUUUAAGGAGUCAGCGAUUAAAAUUAAAGAAAAAAAUGCUAAUAUUGAGGAGCAACAAGAGGACUUUAAGAAAGCUAUUCUGGAGGGCAUGGAGUUAACCAAACAUCAGACUGGUCUUCAAGCUGAUGGCAACCUAAGACAGGUUAACUCUUGUGAUGGAUUUACAGAAUAUCACAAAAACUCUUUGGCAGUUCAUUCAGAACAAUUUCACAACAAAAGUAGAAGAGCAUCAGCUGAAGAUACUCAGCAAGUAGACUCUAAGGCUGCAUUGCUUACGGAUUGGUUACAAGGUAGACCUUCAAGUAGCAAUCAAAUGCCUUCUGAAGAAGAUACCUUGAAUGGUAUUGCUUCUCCUUUCAAGCCGAUCAUGGACACCACUUACUACUACUCAGCUGUGGAAAGGAAUAACUUGAUGAGAUUAUCACAGAGCAUUCCAUUCACUCCUGUGCCUCCAAGAGGUGAGCCAGUCACUGUGUAUCGCCUUGAAGAAAGUUCUCCCAGCAUCUUGAACAACAGCAUGUCUUCCUGGUCACAGCUAGGACUCUGUGCUAAAAUUGAAUUUUUAAGUAAAGAGGAGAUGGGAGGUGGAUUACGUCGAGCCGUUAAAGUAGCAUGCACGUGGUCAGAAUAUGAUAUCCUGAAAUCAGGACAUCUUUAUAUCAUCAAAUCUUUUCUUCCUGAAGUUGUGAAUACUUGGUCAAGCAUUUACAAAGAGGAGACAGUGUUGCACCUCUGUUUGAGAGAAAUUCAACAGCAGAGGGCAGCACAGAAGCUCACGUUUGCUUUCAAUCAAAUGAAGCCUAAAUCCAUUCCAUAUUCCCCAAGGUUCCUGGAAGUUUUCCUGUUAUAUUGCCACUCAGCUGGACAGUGGUUUGCAGUUGAGGAGUGCAUGACUGGAGAAUUUAGAAAAUACAACAAUAACAACGGUGAUGAAAUAAUUCCAACUAACAUGCUAGAAGAGGUCAUGCUAGCAUUCAGCCACUGGACUUAUGAAUAUACAAGAGGAGAGUUGCUGGUACUUGACCUGCAAGGUGUGGGUGAAAAUUUGACAGAUCCCUCUGUGAUAAAAGCUGGAGAAAAAAGGUCAUAUGAUAUGGUGUUUGGUCCUGCCAACUUAGGAGAAGAUGCAAUCAAAAACUUCAGAGCUAAGCACCAUUGCAAUUCUUGCUGCAGGAAACUUAAACUUCCUGAUCUGAAGAGAAAUGAUUAUACGCCUGACAAAAUUAUAUUUCCUCAGGAUGAUUCUCCAGAAUUGACAAUUCAGCCUGGAAGCUGCACCAAAGAAUCAGAAUCAACUAGUUCUAUUCACUUGAUGCUGUAAUGACAUGAGCAAACACUGGCAUUACACAGUGUCACUAAGUUGUAGAUUAUCUGUCUUCCACUAAAAUCAGAUGAAAGAGAGAUGAAAACAAAGAACCAAGUGUUAUAAGUGGAAUUUUGAUGUCUGGUCCAUAAUCUAAGGACCUAACAACUUGUGGUAACCAUCUACAGAGAUGAGCUGGCAGCUGAUUAUUUUAAGGGUUGAAUGACAAGAAUUUAUGAAAUGUUUUUAAAGUGUCUUUUUCGGAGAAGGUUAUUUUUAGUUUUGCUUUUGUCCAGUGGAGGUUCGUCUAAUCCUCUAAUCCUGUGGUGCAAUAGGCUCUUGACUAAAAGGACUUCUUUUUGGAUGUUUUAAGGCAAAGUGUCUGUUUGGCAGCUGGUUUACUGUCAGCCAGCUAGAGAAAUGGGAGACUGCAUCCUUCUUCAUUGUCAGAGGUUUCCCUGAGCAUUGUCAGAAGUGUCCCAUCUCAUUAGAUGCCAUGUAGUUUCAUCUGGCCUUUGGAAGGGAACAGAUCCAAAGGAUCUGUGUAUAUCGUGCCAGUAUGCUGAGGUUGAAGUCAGAAAUGGAUCUAUUCCAAUAAAGAGUUUGUCUCCUGAAUCAGGAUUCAGCUUCAUAGGUAUGAAGCCAGUUUUUAUGGAAUAGAGCCUUAAUUGUGUAAUGAAAUUUCUUAUUUUUAUACAUUUCAGUUUUAUCAAGUCACUGUCAAAUAGUAACAAAUAAAGCCAGGAUAGACUGGUACAUCAUAUAGUAGAACAGAGUACAUACUGGUCCAAACAAGAAGUUGCCUUGUUGGAAAAAAAAACAAACAACGAAGUCGGGGAAGUGCUUUUUCUUGUAAUGACUGCUUCUGAAGUCAUGCCUUCCAAAAAUCUCGUAAAACCAGUAUAUCAAAGCGGAAUGUACACAUGAACUUUUAAAUGUAUUUAAAAUUGUAUAGAAACAUCUUUUAAUGUUAUGUUGUUUGUGGUACUUAUUUAAAAAAAGACUAGGGUUGGAUUAGCAUUAUGUAAAGUACGGGAGAUUGCAAUGCAACUUUAUGCCAAUAAAAUGUAAUUUAACUGUCCCAAGUCUUGUUGAGUAUUCAACAAGAAAAACCUGUUGUCCAACUGAAGUUUCAUGCUGCGAUUUUUAUUUUGUUUGUUACAUAGGUACUAAUUUGUAAUUUUUAAUUGAAGGGCAAUAUAAAGCUCUAUGAACAAAUUUUUUAUUCAGUAGUGUAUCUUAUAGAUACAGACCUAAGGCACGAACACAAUAGCUGUUUAAAUCGUGUUUUAUGUUGAUGGGGGAAAGGUAAAGUGUAUUAAAGAUAUAAUACUGUAUACAUUUUGUAUAUCUUUAAAUCUAAAAUAAAUUUAUUCUUGUUUACA